Messenger RNA from Bombus terrestris (buff-tailed bumblebee), 2177 nucleotides. Its product is annotated as proline-rich protein 2-like. NCBI's taxonomy places the organism in Eukaryota, Metazoa, Arthropoda, Insecta, Hymenoptera, Apidae. The record is from RefSeq and is a predicted model, not a curated record. The transcript has 3 exons. Bases 98 to 916 code for a protein of 272 amino acids.
CUCCGCUACAGAGUGAUUUCUCGCCUUUGAAGAUUCGAAUAAAUCGAUGAAUCAAGAAACAAGUGAAAAUAACGGAUCAUGAUGGAACACGGGAAGGAUGGAACUGAGCAGCAUAUUUUUAACAGGCUGUAGCCGCCUAAACACGCCAUUGGCAGCCACUACCACGCUGGAGGAUCCGGGAACACCAGCCUCUUGGAAGGGCCCGCCGCCCGGCUCGGAGGCAUCGCCUUUUACACCCAACUCCGUUGGCCAGGGUGGUGGCCCUGGCUCCGGUCCUUACAACAGUACAGGUGGUCCACCGAGUAAUGCGGCCUUCCAGGGUCCGAGUCCUUUCCCCGGUGGUGCUGGUAGUCCAGCAGGAGCACCACCCUAUCAAGGCCCACCUCCUGGUUCCGCGACUCCUCAAUAUACUGCCUCGCCAGCGCCUAGUGGUUCCUCGACACCUGGUCCCGGACCACCACCGAAUUCGUCGGGCUUCCCUCCGCCGCCGAAUAAUUCCGGGCCACCAUAUAAUGGGCCCGGACCGAGCCCGUUCGGUUCGCCAUCUGGCGGGCCACCGCAGUUCGUCGGUCGACCCGGUUCCUCAGGACCGCCGUUCGUACCUCCGGGAGCAGGGAAUCCUCAUUUUCCUUCGCAUGGUCAACCGUUUGGAGGUCCUCAGUACGGUAUGCCACCUGGAAGCCCAUUCGGACCAGGACAUCCGAUGACAGGACCUAUUGGGCCUGGACAUCCAGCGAUGAUGGGUCCUGGUGGUCCCGUCGACAGGUUAGAGCAAGGAGGUUUUCAAUCGGUGCAACAACCUGACAUGUCUUGGACAAUGGUUUGGCCCGAGUCUGGCCACGUCUACCUGGUCGAAAAGGGGGCUGGAAAAAGGGGGAAGGAAACGGGGCCUUGGGUGUCGCAGAGAGCAGAUUAAUGGUCUCUGGGAAUUCCUGGUAGCGUAUCCAAGAACUGGACUCUCUCCUUUUCUGUACGGAUAUUCAAUAGCAGAAGGUCGUGGCACGGUGCGUAAACCAGAAACCACCCACGAUAGAAAAUUUCAUUGGAACUCCGUCAAGAAUGUAGUCGAACACUAGAAAAACUGUUCUUCAAAGGAUGAACUCGAUGGUUUUUCCAGUUUAGUAAUGCUUGAAACUCUAGUUGCUAUUCAAGUGCAUAGUACGUUCGCUGGAUUAUUUAAAACUUAGCUGCUACAUUUAGAAGAUCGACGUUUGCUUAAAAGUGUACAUUAAAUACUUUCGUAUAAAAUCUGUUUAUAAUCAAGGAAUAAUUUAUUCCUUCAUUUUCUUUACAUAUAUAUACGUUUAAUAAAAAAAUUCAUGUAUCUUUAAAUACUUUGAAUAAUCUUUUUAAAUAUCCUUUGAAACGAUAUUAACGAGUUUGUUAUAUUAUUCGGUCCAAUACAAUAUAAAGAGAGAUAUCGUCAAAUUUGUAAAUAAUGACAAUUUUAAUUGGGUGGGCACAACAAGAAAAAAAAAGAAAUGGAGAAAUUUCCUACAAAGAACUUGAUUAACUGAAGCAAGAAGAAACACGAGUUUAAUCUAUUAGAAUUCAUCAUCGUAUAAAAUGUGUUUAGAAAUAGUAACAUGAAACUAAUGCAUCCUACUUUCUCUUUGGGGUUGUUAAGACAUUUAUGGUUAUAGCAUGUUGGUAUUUAUUUUGUUGGAGCUGAAGGCCUAUACCGAAUUAUUUUGAGCAGGAAGCAUAGGUCCGAAAUGGUACUAAGCUGAUAAGAAAGCCCUAACCGCGACCUAAGGAAUAGGAUAGAGACUCAGGUAACUCGGUACUUACCACGCAGGUAGAGCUUGAGACAAGAGGUAUUAUUGUCCGAGUGGCAGGGGCUAGAGGCAAACCGUUUACAAAACGUUGGAAAUUCCAGGUAUCCUCCAUUGUUUAACAGAAAAUAAUAAAGUUUUCCUUGAGAUUUAUUUUCUCCCAUUAUUGAGAAUCCAAUUGGAUUUUCCUGCAUGUAAUAUAACAAUUUCUGGAGGAAACUAAUGACACCUAUUCUCUCGUUUUGUUCGACUUCCACUGACCUCGUUUGACCAAUUUUACCUUAUCCACAACUGAAUUAACAAAUUUCCACCAAAAUAACAGGAGAAAGUUUUUUUUUUAACAAUAAAAUUCUAAUAAUUGAAUUUUUGUGUACUCUUUUAGAGAAAAAUAUCGAUUUCUUU